This is a messenger RNA of Stylonychia lemnae, 762 nucleotides long. Lineage: Eukaryota; Ciliophora; Spirotrichea; Sporadotrichida; Oxytrichidae. The record is from the annotation of a GenBank genome assembly.
AUGGGUGCUGUUAUUUGCUGUGGAGGACCAUCUGAUCUCGAUAAAAUUCUUCAUCACUAAAGGAUGGCGAUUGAAAGAAAGCAGCAGGCAAUAUAAGAUUUGAACGAGUUAAAGAUAAAACUUGAAUAGCAUAUAAAUAAUUGCAAAAUUGCUGCUUCAGCAGGAAAUAUUGCAUAAAUUGCUGGAACAUUAAUGCUAUUCUCUCCAUUGGCACCUAUUGGAGCAAUAACACUUGCUGCUGGAGCAGCAACUAACCUAGGAACUGACAUAACCUUAUCAAAAAUUGAAGGAAAUACAAUGAAAAAUGUCACUGACCUCCUUGAAAAUGACUCAGGCUAAACUGCUGAAUUUAUUGAUAUUUUGACAAAAAUAGGAGAAAAGAUAUAAGAAAAGGCAGAAAAAAAACUUAAGAAAAUGGCAAAAGAUAAAGUCCUGAAGCUUAUGGGCAAAGAUUCAAAAAUUCUCAAAUUAUACAAGUCUGCAAAAAAUUUAAAGAAAUUUACAAAAGCAUUUGAAAUGGCUUCAAAACUUCAAAAGGCUGCAAAGGUUGCUGGUACUGUUAAGACUGCUACAAGUGUAGCUAAAUCUCUUAAAGGAGGUUUGCUGAUUGGUAUUGGAUUAGGAAUAAACAUUUACGAGCUAGUAUCAACAUGGAAAUCUGACAAUGAAACUGUGAAAAAGCUAAACGACAUUAUUAAUGACUUAAAAGAGCAACUUAAUGAUUUGCAUUAGUUGCAGAAAGUUUCAGAGCAAGACGAUUGA